Pseudo-nitzschia multistriata is the source of this 1353-nucleotide messenger RNA. The record is from the annotation of a GenBank genome assembly. Lineage: Eukaryota; Bacillariophyta; Bacillariophyceae; Bacillariales; Bacillariaceae.
GGUCAAUCAUAACACCAAACAAUGAACCACUCAAUUCGUCCCCAAGACCACUACGAAGAUUAAAAAUGGAACGAACAGCUAGGGCCUUAUUCAUUUUCCAGAUUCUCAUUUGUGUGACCGUCCGGAAUUUUUUAGCUUCAUCCUUUGCGCCGAUUGCAAACACUGUGGGAGCACGAAGGUAUCGCCUUUUUCGUAUGAAAUCUUCGUUGUCAGCUAAGGAUUUGAAGAAUCUUUCUUCUGGUAAAAUCAUAGGCCCAGAAAUCCCCUCGGUCGAAGUUUCAUCGAAAAGAUUAUUUCUGGUUAGACAUGGUGAAGUCAUCAACCCAGGUGAGAGGAGACAAGGCAUCUAUUUUAAAUCCGAAGCGUUGCAUUCAGUGCAUAUAUGAUACGAUGCAAAUCAUUGCGUGUGCGUGGAUAGAGCACGUACGAAUACUAAUUUAUUGGACGACUCGCAUCGUACGAUGACACUGUUCUUCAAUUUUAGGUGGAGAUCGGCCGGUAUAUUAUGGGGCUUUGGACGUCUCCUUAUCACCUCUGGGAGAAGCCGAAGCAAAGGCUGCAGCGAUGUACCUCGAACAAUUUGAUCUCGAUCUUGUUGUAAGUAGCCCCUUGUCACGGGCGGUCUAUGGCGCGGAGCAAGUGCUAUCAUUACAAAAAGAUCUUGAUACGCCCGUUGUUAGAAUGGAGGGAUUCAAAGAGCUUGAUCGGGGAUCUUGGUGUGGGAAAACGAAGGAAGAAAUUGGUUUGGAAGCAAUGGCAAAAUUUGACGCUUGCGAUGAAAGUGUUACUCCAGAGGGUGGCGAAUCGUACCCUUUUCUAAAGACACGCGUGCUCGAAGAUAGAGAUGCAGUUCUAGAUGGGUUGCCAGCGGGUGGAACUGCUGCUAUUGUUUCUCAUUUACAGGUAACAAGAAGUAUGCUCAGUGACGCUCUUGGUAUUCCAACUGCGAAGAUGGCAGGAUUGGGGAUUGCGACGGCUAGCGUGACUUGUAUCGAUUAUAAUCCAGAUGGAUCCCAAACCGUCCAUUUUCAGAGUUUCAAACCCGAUGUUGGUCUCGAAAAAAGUGUAGACGGUGCAAACUAGCUUUUAGGUAAGAGUAGCUUUCAAGAAGUACGUAACAAAUGCCGGUACAAUUGGAACAUUUGAUAUCGAUAUCAACGAAAUUUCUUACGAGUUUUAAUUAAGAUUGAUUGAAUAGCCUAAGGCGCACUUCAGUUUUGUAAAUUUUCCAUCUCAGACUAUCAUUUCAUGCUUUGCUAGAUAGAACUUAAUUUUAAUUGUGUUUUCAAAUAUCUGUCUAAUCCUGAUCUUCUCUUUUUGCAUUGCUGGAUUCAAUAAUAUUGUUCUUGAAGU